Messenger RNA from Lecanosticta acicola, 696 nucleotides. NCBI's taxonomy places the organism in Eukaryota, Fungi, Ascomycota, Dothideomycetes, Mycosphaerellales, Mycosphaerellaceae. The record is from the annotation of a GenBank genome assembly.
AUGCAGCAUCCAGCUUCUGAUGCCAGUCGCUUCUUGUUCGGCCAACUUGAGUUUCGACAAGAGGCUUUCCGAGCUCAGCCCAACGCAGUCCACGACGAAGAUGAUUGUCGUCUACAGAUGUCGCACUUCAUCAUGCUACGUACCCUACUGGCGAAAGGCGUCGAAAGAUCAGAAGGGCCAUUCGCACUACAAUACACCGACCUCCACGCUAGCAAUCUCUUCGUGGACGAGAAUUGGAACAUCGUUGGAGUCAUCGACCUGGAGUUCGUAUGCUCUCUUCCGCCUAGCAUGCUGGAGGUGCCAUAUUGGUUCUCUGCACAAUAUAUCGAUGGACUUAAGAAGUGUCUAGAGGAGUAUAAUCGACAUGUGGAGGACUUCUUGCAAGUACUUGAAGAAGAAGAAAUCCGCGUCAACUCUAGUCUCCCGCUCGGAGAAAUCAUACGCAGAGCCUGGGUUUCUGGAGAAUACUGGAUCUACAACUGCCUUACAUCGAUUAACGCAAUGCCAAAUCUCAUGGAGGAUCACAUCUGGCGACAAUUUGGCUUUCAGCCGUCCCUGAGCGAAGAAACUGCCUUCACUCGCAGUCUGUCGCAUUUUUGGUCAGAGCAGUCAGAUGACUUCGUGAAGCAGAAGGUGUGCGACAAGAGGCAAUACAAUGACGAGGUCACUUUAUUGUACAACAGCAUCGACCUGUGA